UUUCUGUGCAGGUCGGCCCUCGCGAGGAGGAAUCCGCGCAAGGAUUCACAGCAUUCGCGAUUCGCAGCAGGCAGUGAAUCCGCUCACGAGAUUUGCAACACGUGCACAAUUAUAUCUUGAGCUCGGCAUGUGUCGAUGCAUAUUAAUGUCGGCAGCGCAUCUCUGUCCGUAGGCACGUUGUGACUACAGGCUGCCUGCAGACUAUACAUUGAUUUCGAUCGAACCCCGCAUUGCCAUAUCUUCCGUCUCUGCGUCGAUUCCGGAAGAGAAGUCGAUGAUCGGACGAGAGGCUUUCGCAGAGCAUCGACAAUGGUCGUGCCGAGGCGCGGGCGUGGGCCGCUGGUUGAUUGAGCGCAGUCGGCCGUUGGGCGCCUCGGGCGAGCCGUUCUCACAUGUCAAUUGGGUCGCGGACGGGAGAAUGGGACGACAAAGGUUGAAAUCGUUCCGAGGGAGAGACUAGAGGCGCGUUCAGCGGGAGGAUGGAGCAACGUGAAUGCACACCGAGCCAAGAUGCUGCAGAUUCGACGCCUCUCGGAUUCCAUCGUCAAUCGUCUGCGAUCCAGCACGGUUCUUCUGGAUGUCGCGCAGAUUGCAGAGGAGCUCGUCUGCAACAGCAUAGAUGCAGGAGCCACCCAGAUCCAAGUCGACGUGGAUGCCGAAGCUUACUUCAUGAAAGUAGACGAUGACGGUUGCGGUAUCCAGCGAGAUGACUUGACCCUAGUUGGUGAAAGACAUGCAACUUCAAAAUUACAGAGUCUGGAAGAACUUGAGAGAGGAGUCAGCACUCUUGGUUUUCGAGGGGAGGCCUUGAGUUCACUGUCGGAUAUAGCUCUUGUCGAAAUUACAUCAAGAUGCCGGGGAACACCAAAUACUCAUCGCAAGAUACUGAAGGACUGCGCGACUGUUUCCAUUGGUCUCUGCAGCCAGCAACGAUCACAUGGAACAACAGUUGUUGUCAAAGAUAUGUUUUACAAUCAGCCUGUUCGAAGAAGGCUUCUGAAUACCAGGAAGAUUCCGCAAUCUGUGAAGGAGAGAGUAAUGCGCUUUGUCCUCAUGCACCCGAAGAUCUCGUUCAAGGUUACUGAUCUUGCGAGGCAGGAGGUCUCGGUACAUUCAAAAAGUGCAACAUCUAUGGGCACCACACUUUCUGGAAUGUUUGGUAAAGACUUUCUGGCCUCUCUAAAGGAGGUCGAUUGUUCGCAAGGUCGCCUCAGAUUUACCGGCUACAUUUCCAGGAACUAUCACUCUCUUUCUUCGAAGACUGUGCAGUACUUUUAUAUAAAUCGUCGCUUCGUCAAAAAAACACCCAUUCACAAGCUGCUGAAUACGUGGGCUCAAUCCAAGAACAAUGAUUCCAGAGCUUUGGUUGUGACUUCUACUCAACGUGGGACCUAUGAAAAGAGAGGGACUGGAAAACAGGAUGGCAUUGGCGACAAACACUUGUUUCCAGCAUUUGUGCUUAACUUGAUCUGUCCACUGUCGGAAUAUGACAUCACAUUUGAAGCUUCGAAGACACUGGUUGAGUUUAAGGACUGGCAACCGGUCGUGGAUUUUGUGAGAGGUAUUCUUCGAAGCAUUUGGGGAGACCUUUCGAGUGUCUUCGAAGGAGGUUCGCUUCAUGCUUCACCAAGAAGUCCAGAGCUGUCAGUAAAGGCUGAUUCAAGAAGCAAGACCGUUCGCCAGCAGACCAGCUCUUCACUCUACACGGCCUCUAAUAUGAUUCCUCCAAUGUCAGUGCGCCGAGCCUUGGUUCAGGGUGGUCUCUCUGACCGUUGCAGCCCCGUUAAAGGUAGUGCUAUCGAGCAUAAAGGUGUUGAUAUCGCUAGUCAUGGAUCAAGGCAGUCGAGAUGCAAACAGAGGGAGCGACCAUCACCUACUCAAAAUGAAUCAGAUAAAGGAAACUUGUCAUCUGGGACGUUCGUAACAGGUGGAGUGACCAUUGGCAAGUUCUUGGCAGAAAGUCCCAGUCACAGGGAUGACCAAUCCUUGGCCCCGCGGGGAUGGACCUUGGCGUCUUGCAGACAAGCACAAACAUUGUCGAAGUCAAUACUAUCAUCCAAGGACAUUGAUGUGUUUGUGCCUUGCUUUGAAGCUCCAAGGUCGCCUUGCGACAGCGAUAGCUUGACGACCUUGCGGUUGGAGCCUUUCCCAGACAAUAUCUCACGGAAACCUACUUGCACGGUGGACAGGAUCAGAUCACGUUUUGACUUUCUCCAUUCGCCUACCAGGCCCUUUUUGGUCAAGUCAUAUACCGAGAGUACACUGGCCGAUGGAAUGACAGAGCAAUCACAAGAUUUGAUUCCUUACACGAAGCUUGCCAAGUUCAGGAGUUGUAGACUAGGUGAGAACAUGGAUAUAGAAAGAGGUGGAGCUUCAUCGGAAGUUCCGGACUUGAACAUGAGAGCAUCCCUGUGGUCUGGAAGUGACGACUCCUACGAUUAUACAAGUAAACCUGAUUCUUUGGAUCUUCUUCCUGAAGUCAGGAGUCGCUCUCCUGAUGGGUCAGAAGUCCAGGAAAGCUUCGCGUGGAUGUGUAGCGGAAGUGAUCCCGAAGAUAAAUGCAUAACGCAUGGAAAGGGCUUGACACGUAGUGAGACCAAUGGACUUGAGCGGUUUGAUCUCAAUGAUUUUGAUCACCUUGAAGAAUCGUCUCGCUUCAGCUUAUUGAGGACACAGAUGAGCAUAACGGAACAGGAAGAAGGGGAACAGGAAGUAGGGGAGCGCUUGGAGCUAAAAUCGGAACGUUCCGUACGCUUUAAGUUGGAAGCUCAGGAUUGGAGGGAUCAUGAGGAUUUCGAUCAACAGGCUACAAACAUUUUUUCUUGGAAUCCAUCAAAAAUUGGAAGUGAGGGGCAGGAGUCAUGGAAUAGAGACCUUUCAGAUGCAUCGGGUAGGAAGAGCGAUUAUUGCAGACCUCGAGUGAAGAGAAAGCUGGAAACGUUUUUGUCAGGCCAAUCAGCUCAACUUCUCAGUCCUAGUGGCAACACAGUAGAGCAUGAAACGAGAAAAUAUGACUCUGAGCGAGAAUGGUGUAUCAUAUCAUCAAAACGUCACCGCAGGAGUCAGUCUGGUCCUCCUUUUUACAUACCACCAAAUAGGUGUGGUAUACAUGACAAUCCUCCAAACAGUCUCUCGACCAUUAAGAAGGUACUGGUGGAGAUUUCGGAAAGGUCAGACCACAACAGGAGGGAAGCAGCCCAAAGGAGUGAGAAGAGCACAUGCCAAACUUCUCAUUAUGAUACAUGCGCGAUGGACACUACUUCAGCCUCAUCCUUCAGCGCCUCGUGCAUAAGGAAUGGUCAGGCAUGCAUUGCUGAUGAUCUCGUUGAAAGACCUCUUACAGAAGGAGGUUGCUCCGGACCGGCUUCACGUACAUAUGAUGCAGCGUCAGUGCAAAAGGUGCUACCAGAUGUGGGCAGUGUAGGUCUGGAUCAAACUGCUCAUACAGAUGACGCCAUUCAGGAUAUGUUAAAGGAGUUUUCGAAUUCUUACAUGACGAAAGAUGGAGGCGUAUUGGAUCUCUCUUCAGGAAUAUUGUGUUGGAACAGCAUGUCCUUCCUCCCCGAGUCUAUCGUAAAGGAGAGUUUACAGCAUGCUCGAGUACUGCAGCAAGUGGACAAAAAGUUCAUCCCAGCGGUAGCUGAUGGUGUUUUGUUGAUAAUCGACCAACAUGCUGCAGAUGAGCGCGUCCGCUUGGAGGAGCUACGUGAUGAUGUUCUUGGAUCAGGUCAGUUCGGGCAAGCUUCUCCGCUGAGUUGCACUCAACAGCUAACGAUGGCAUUUACAGAACAGCAAAUGCUUCAAACUUACCGUGAUCAAAUUGAAGAUUGGGGAUGGCGUUUCAAAUUGCGGCUGAUACAGUCAUCAGAGACAACGGAGGGUGGUUCGUCUACCACGGGAAUGUGCACCGUUUUACUCUCUGCGGUUCCUUGCAUCUUAGGAGUGAUGUUGUCAGGGGCAGAUCUGAUGGAGUACCUGCGGCAGCUCAUGGAUACACAAGGUUCGUCUGCUCCACCUCCAGCGGUGAUAAGAGUACUCAACAAUAAAGCCUGCCGAGGUGCUAUAAUGUUCGGCGAUACACUUUUACCCGUAGAAUGCACACAGCUUGUUGAGCAUCUGAAGAAGACUUCUUUGUGCUUCCAGUGCGCCCACGGUAGACCCACGAUGGUGCCCCUAGUGGACCUUAGGGCCUUGCACAAACGUCUCCGAUUGACUGAUAGCAGCUGCGGAAUUAGUAAGAAUCAUGAGCUUCCAACUGGGGCGCUUGCAGCAGUGUCGGAUAUGCCCGUAAAAGAGUGGCAUCGGUUGCAGAGCACAAGAUCCACUUUGAAGAGAUCAUUAGAACGACUAAAUCAAGCACGACAGUAACCAUUGCAAGCGGUGUAUCGUAGAAGCAAUGUACAAUGUACAGUAGCCUCGUGAUACGAUAUCGACCCGAUUGCGAAUCGAAGAGAUGACAUGAGAUGCAAAGAAACGAGGGGGAAAUGUACAUCACGAACUAAGUACCCGUCUAGCACUUAAGUUUCGCCCCAAGUAUAUGCAUUGAAAGGUGGGUCACGUUCUGACAACACCCAUUUGCGUGGGAUUUCAGUAGCGCUUUGAGUAAAGUUUAGCACAGUAAUGUUUGGAACUUGUGAACGUGGGCCUCACAGGAUAACAGAUCUCAACCAAUCCAGGAUAACAGAUCUCACUUUCGCAGAUAGACUUUGACAUGUCACAAGUUUUUUGCGAGCUUCUUGGAUUGUCCUCGAGAUUAUUACAGGCCUUACUGGAGUUGUGAGAACCAUUUAGCUGUCGACGAAACCCUUUGGACAGAAGGUGAGACACAAGACCCAAUCACAUGCUCGCGAUGAUGCCUCAGUUGAUCACAUGGUUAAUUCAGAACGAAGGUACUGCCGGAAUUUCAUGCCAUGGAAAUCUGCUUGAGCACAUGUAUACAUCUUGAGACGACAUUAUUGACGAGUACGUAAAAGAAACUAGUUGAUAUUCUUAAGUCUAUUGGCCAUUACCAGUGGAGUUAAUUUUGUUCCGUUAUGGCGGUCCAUGUACAUAGUAUAACAUUAAGUUUUAUAUAUUCAAGAAUACUAUGCUGGUAUUCGAUCAUCAGAAGUUACAGUUUUGUGAUUUUUUGCUGCAUAUGCAGAAGACUAUGUUUGAAUUUAUUUUUACUUAAAGUACAGUAGCCUCCCGGUUAAGUACGCACCAGUUUAAGUUCCCGUUCAAGUACGCAUCCCAGGUAAGUAACGGUUAAGUACGCACCCGUUUUUGAACGUUUUUGCUGUGGCUGUGGCACCC
Molecule: messenger RNA, 5295 nt
Organism: Marchantia polymorpha subsp. ruderalis
Lineage: Eukaryota; Viridiplantae; Streptophyta; Marchantiopsida; Marchantiales; Marchantiaceae
Source: the annotation of a GenBank genome assembly